Molecule: messenger RNA, 429 nt
Organism: Telopea speciosissima
Lineage: Eukaryota; Viridiplantae; Streptophyta; Magnoliopsida; Proteales; Proteaceae
Product: probable polygalacturonase
Exons: 1
Coding region: 1-429 (142 amino acids)
Source: RefSeq, a predicted model, not a curated record
AUGAAUCUCAUGUUUUCUGAUUCAGCUGACAAGAUGUGCAUUGAGGACUCCAAUAGUAGGGUGGGUCCUGAUGCUAUUGCGCUGAAGAGUGGUUGGGAUGAGUAUGGCAUUGCCUAUGGAAAAUCGACCAGAAAUGUUCACAUCAAAGGGGCUUACCUUCAAGUUUCUACAGGUUCUGCCCUUUCUUUUGGUAGUGAGAUGUCUGGUGGCAUCUCUGGCAUUGUUUUGGGGGGCCUGCACAUACAAAAUUCCUUCACUGGUAUUUCAUUCAAGACUACCAAUUGCAGACGCGGAUACAUGAAAGACAUUAUAUCAUAUUUAGAAAUGGUAAUUGUGAACAUGGCACUCAAAGCCACGAGUCAAUUUGGAUCCCACCCAGAUGACAAGUUUGAUCCAAAUGCUCUGCCAGUUAUUAAUCACAUCACCUAG